This is a messenger RNA of Mycena indigotica, 4419 nucleotides long. RefSeq names its product HATPase-c domain-containing protein. The record is from RefSeq and is a predicted model, not a curated record. The transcript is spliced from 13 exons. Gene Ontology annotation, biological process: protein stabilization; protein folding; cellular response to heat. Gene Ontology annotation, cellular component: cytosol; protein-containing complex; perinuclear region of cytoplasm. Lineage: Eukaryota; Fungi; Basidiomycota; Agaricomycetes; Agaricales; Mycenaceae. The coding region runs from base 1 to 4419 and encodes 1472 amino acids. Gene Ontology annotation, molecular function: ATP binding; ATP-dependent protein folding chaperone; ATP hydrolysis activity.
AUGACCACGGACUCUCCAACGACAAGACUGAGGCGACAUGUUUGCACACUUCUCGAAUCGCCAGGCUCGACUUCCUCGAUCGACGAUGUUGUGACCGAGUUUCCAGUGGAGGUCGGACCUGAACUUGACGAAGACCUGCAUAGACUUUUUGACGAAUUAGCUGAUCCCAGCUCUCUUCACCACAUUCAAGUCUUUCUCUCUGUUUUAUACGACUUGCAUUCUAUCACCCGAAUUCAUUCAUGGUUUGAGGUCCUUCUCCGGCCCGCUCUCCGGGAGCCAAAGCUUCCCGUACUCGCCGUCGACCAAGCGAAGCAACUUGUCGGCAUUUCCCUCAGCGAAAUACCAGAAUUUCGGUCACAGCUUCUGGCUUUAUACCUCCAUGGAUUCAAUGCUGCGUCUUCAGAUGAUAUUCUCGAAUGGGCUGAGAUGGAUAAUGUGCGACGGGACAAGCUCUCGACAUGGAAGACUAACCUCGAGGACAUAUUGCUCAACUACGGCAAGGACCAUCCAUUGCAACUAUUAGAUGGUCUGAAUGAACACUUUGCCAGUCCUUCUGCGCGUCUCCAGCUCCUUAUCCUGAUAAACCUCUUCAUCUCCGUCCCUUCAUUCCCAUCCACAGCGAUAGAUAUGGCAACUCACCCUCUCUUCGAAAGUCUGCUUUACUGCUUGACCUUCGACAAGUCCUCCACUGCCUGCACAAUGGGUCUCACCAUCCUUGUGAAGCUUCUCCCUAUAUUUGCCGUGAAUGCUUGCGACGCUCUUAAAAGCCUUCUUCCACAACUUCUCAGCAUACUCGCAAGGGUAUUGUGCUGGCGAGAGCGGCCGCCCAGUCCUUCCCCUCACUCACCCGAAGAGGAAACACCACCUGACGCAGACUUGGAAUUGAACGAUGUUGAAGACACCAGCAUACAAUUAGUCAUCCGAGACGACAUUUCAUGGACGGUUCUUGAUCAAUCCUUCGAGGGGGCCGCAUCAGUGCCUUCGCCUCGACAAUACUACACCUUGCUUUACUAUCUCUUCCCUUGCAACGUUUUACGCUUCUUACGAAAGCCCGUCACAUACCUCACGCAACACGAGCUUCCAAGUCCAUACACUGUCGACUGGAAUGCGGCCCUUGAUGAACAGAAAGUUCGCAGUAAGAGUGAGACAUUAUUGCGAACCCACACAACACAUCCCCUCAUCAUUUGGCGUGAUGCUACCGAGGAAAUCUCGAAACCAGACUUUUGGGCAGAGUACGAUGUUGCGCAAAUCGUGACUGAGGCGAUGAUGUUGGAUGUACGGAAUACGGCUCUUGGGUUACGAGCACGUUAUGCAACAGGAACACAAUCCACAGGAAAUGGAGAAGAAGACUCGAUUCCUCCGCAAGCAGAGACCGAAACGCAAUCUAUCUCGUUGGCGAACAUGAUUGCUACCUCUAUCGCUCUCAAGUCUAAUCUUGACGUGGAUGUUACAUCGGCCACGGAGCAAUGGCCACAAGGACUUUUUGAUCGGUCAGACGAGCGAACACCCUCACCUACGGACGGACAACUGCCGCCACAUAUCAGUCAAGUGAUAUCUGUUUUACAACGCGAAAUCCUUAUGCUACGAAGCGAAUUGAACUUCGAAUUAUGGCUGGCCCGCGAGAAUGUCAAGCAUGUUGGUAGGCUUUACAAUGCGCGUAUUCUUUCGCGAGACGCAGAGGUCGAGAGACAAGGCUUGUACAAUAGUCUGCGGAAGUAUCGCAAACAGGUUGCCGCACUCGAGUCAGAACUCCUCAAUAACAAAGCCAACGCUACAUCCACAAAAGAAAAAUAUGUGGACUAUAAUCGUGAACUGCAGGACCGACUUCAAACCCUAAAGGAAGAAAAGAAAUCACGAACCUCCGAGAUCACGGAACUGCGGAGGGCAGACGUUGAAAAGACGGCACUGUUAGACGCCCAGCAAAAGCUACUCGCGGACGCAAACCAACAGCUAGCAUUGUUGCAGAUCCAGAAGAAAGAGUCCCAACACAAAAUCGAUCGCUUGCGCGACUACGAACGCCAGAUCGAACAGCAUGUCAAGGUUCAGCGCGUUUUUGACGCGUCUUUUGCCCAAUUUCAACAGCGUGAAGAUGAACUGGAAGCCCUCAAAGUGGAACGUCAACGAAUGGACCUAAGACUUAGAAGCUACCAAGCAACAGAAUCGAACAUUGACGAAAGCAUGCGGGCUCUAAGACGGCAAGUGCAGACAUUGGAAGCGCAACUCAAGCAAGAGAAAGCGAAACUUGAGUCGUGCUUUCUUCCAACCCCCACCACCCCACUUUCUUCUCUCCCUCACUCAUCUCAUUUCACUUCAUCCACCAUGGCCGCCGCCGAGAGCUUUGGAUUCCAAGCUGAAAUCAGCCAGUUGCUCGACCUCAUCAUCAACACCUUCUACUCAAACAAAGAGAUCUUCCUUCGUGAAUUGAUCUCCAACGCCUCCGAUGCCCUCGAUAAAAUUCGCUACGCCUCCCUCACUGACCCUUCCGUUCUCGACACCGAGAAGGACCUUUCCAUCUCGAUCAUCCCCAACAAAGAGGAAAAGCUGCUGAUCAUUCGCGACACGGGUAUUGGCCAGACCAAGGCUGACCUCGUCAACAAUCUCGGUACCAUCGCCAAGUCUGGCACAAAAGGCUUCAUGGAGGCCCUCUCUUCUGGCGCCGACAUCUCCAUGAUUGGUCAAUUCGGUGUCGGUUUCUACUCUGCCUACCUUGUCGCAGAGCGUGUGCAGGUUAUUUCUAAACACAACGAUGACGAGCAAUACAUCUGGGAGUCUGCCGCUGGUGGUACCUUCACUAUCACCCUCGACACCGUCAACCCUCCCAUCGGACGUGGUUCUGAAAUCCGUCUAUACCUGAAGGAGGACCAACUCGAGUACCUCGAGGAGAAGAAGAUCAAGGAGAUUGUCAAGAAACACUCCGAGUUCAUUUCUUACCCAAUCAAACUCGCUGUCACGAAGGAGGUCGAGAAGGAAGUUGAGGAUGACGAGGAGGAGGCCGAUGCCGACAAGCCCAAGAUCGAGGAGGUCGAGGAUGAAGACGAUGCGCCGAAAGACAAGAAAAAGAAGAAGGUUAAGGAGCAAGAGACCACUACCGAGGAGCUCAACAAGACCAAACCCAUCUGGACUCGCAACCCGUCAGACAUCACGACUGAAGAGUAUGGCUCGUUCUACAAGAGCUUAACCAACGAUUGGGAGGAUCAUCUUGCUGUCAAGCACUUCUCCGUUGAAGGUCAACUCGAAUUCAAGGCCAUUCUCUUCAUUCCCAAGCGGGCACCCUUCGAUCUCUUCGAGUCCAAGAAGAAGCGCAACAACAUCAAGCUCUACGUUCGCCGUGUCUUCAUCAUGGACGACUGCGAGGACCUUAUUCCCGAAUACCUCAACUUCGUCAAGGGUAUCGUCGACUCGGAGGACUUGCCCCUCAACAUCUCUCGUGAGACGUUGCAGCAGAACAAGAUCCUCAAGGUCAUUCGCAAGAACAUCGUGAAGAAGUGCAUGGAGGUCCUUGCUGAGAUUGCGGAGGACAAGGACAACUUCACCAAAUUCUACGAGGCUUUCGGCAAGAACCUCAAGCUCGGUAUCCACGAAGAUGCCCAAAACCGAAGCAAACUCGCCGAGUUCCUGCGCUUCUUCUCGACCAAGUCGUCUGAGGAGCAGACCUCGCUCAAAGACUAUAUUACCCGCAUGCCCGAAAUCCAAAAAUCCAUCUACUAUCUUACCGGCGAAUCUUUGGCGGCCACCCGCGACUCGCCAUUCCUUGAGGUUCUCAAAAAGAAGGGCUUCGAAGUUCUGCUGCUCGUUGACCCCAUUGACGAGUACGCCAUCACACAACUGAAGGAGUUCGAUGGCAAGAAGCUCAUCUGUGUGUCUAAGGAGGGUCUGGAGCUUGAGGAGACGGAGGAGGAGAAGGCGGCACGUGAGGCUGAGGUUGCUGCCUUCAGCGACCUUUGCACCACCGUCAAGGAUGCUCUUGGCGACAAGGUCGAGAAGGUCGUCAUCUCCAACCGCAUCACCGACUCCCCUUGCGUUCUUGUCACCGGCCAAUUCGGUUGGUCAUCCAACAUGGAGCGCAUCAUGAAGGCGCAGGCACUCCGUGACUCAUCCAUGUCGUCGUAUAUGGCCUCGAAAAAGACCCUCGAAUUGAACCCGAGCAACCCCAUCGUCAAGGAGCUCAAGCGUAAGGUUGCGGAGGACAAGGGCGAUAAGUCUGUUCGCGACUUGACCUAUCUGCUCUUCGAGACAGCGCUGCUCACUUCUGGCUUUGCUCUCGAUGAACCGACAUCUUUCGCCAAGCGCAUCCACCGAAUGAUUGCACUUGGUCUCGAUGUUGAUGAGGAUGAGGAGGAGGAGUCAACAGAAACCUCUACCGCCCAACCAACGGUUGCCGCCACGGAAACCACGUCUGCUAUGGAGGAGAUCGACUAA